Thermothelomyces thermophilus ATCC 42464 is the source of this 4718-nucleotide messenger RNA. RefSeq lists its product as uncharacterized. Gene Ontology annotation, molecular function: protein binding. Gene Ontology annotation, cellular component: Ski complex. The transcript has 2 exons. The record is from RefSeq and is a predicted model, not a curated record. The coding region runs from base 135 to 4406 and encodes 1423 amino acids. NCBI's taxonomy places the organism in Eukaryota, Fungi, Ascomycota, Sordariomycetes, Sordariales, Chaetomiaceae.
AUUUCUUCUUCCACAGCAGUUUAUUCUCGAACUUCUAUCAGAAACUAGGACAGUCUCCGAACCCGUCGACGUUGCAAGAUCUCCCGAUCACCCUCUGAUUCGACGGGAUAUUCACUCCAUAGUCGAGAGAGACGAUGUCAGGCACCAAGGCCCUGCUGAAGGGGAUCAACGAGGCAAUCAAGCAGCAAAAAUGGACUGAGGCUAUCGAGGCUGCAGAGGAUGUUCUCCAGAAAGACCCUAAGAACUAUCAAGCACACAUAUUCCUCGCUUUCGCCCUGGACAAGGCAAACCAGUUCGACCGCUCAGAAAGCACAUACCUCACAGCGACUAGGUUAAAGCCCAAUGACCCCCAAGCAUGGCAGGGCCUCAUCAAGCUGUACCAGAGGCAACGCGGAAAGAAACUUAAACAAUAUCAGCAUGCUGCCCUCAAGUUGGCCGAGAUCUUCCGUGACGCCAACGAGAUGUACAAGUGCCAAGACGUCGUCGACAAGUUUAUCGACUUUGCGCGGACACAGGGUGAGCGGGCCCAGUAUGUGGACGCCUUGGAUCUGAUUCUCCCCGAGAGCCCCAUCUACCCAGCCCUGGAGGGCCGCGUCCCCCAUCCGGCAAAGACAUACGAGAUUCAGGCCCAGAUCGUCGAGGCAGACGAAAAGAAGCGGAUUAACACUCUGAUCGGCGAGCGGCGAACCCGGAUAGGCGCCCGAGUUAGCGAGGUGACCCUUGAGGUGAAACGAGAGGUCUACAGCCAGAGCAAGCUGGGUUACAUCUAUGGACAACUGAUCAACUGGGCCACCGACGACGAUGUGCGCCGAACGUACGAGGAGAAGCUUAUUCAAUACUGCUAUGAUAGGCUUCUGGCGUGGCCUCCGGGCGAGCAAAAGGAACGAGAAGCGGCCAUAGUCCAGAAACUUGCAAAUGACAUGGUCAUUAUCAGGCACCCGUUCAAGUUUGCCUGGGACAUCACCAUCAACUGGCAGGACCAUAAGGAUAUACGGGACUGGGACGUCACUGUGCUGAGGCAAUACUGUACCUUCUUCCCGGACAGUGAUCUCAAUAGGGUCAUCAUGGGUUUCCUCACCAGCGACAUCUCGCCCUUUCCCAAGGAGCCGGCGCAGCAACCCAAGUCUUCUACAAAUGCGGAGAGCGAGGACGAGAGUGAAGACGACGAAGGAGGAGGCGCGCCGACGACAUAUGUUCCCCUAACCGAUGACGAUCGACUGCUGAUGAUCAUGGAGGGUGUCAGCAGCGCCGACUCGCUGUUCGCAUUCCGGCUGGCGGGCGAAUACUACCAGCACAUCGAGGAUCACGAGAGCAACGUCGAGCUUAUGCGCAGGGCUCUCGACCAUCUGAAGGCAGAGCGCUCCAGGACUGGACUGCCGUUCCGGAAUACUGAGGACGCCCUUUCGUUGUAUCUUGGCACGGCGCUGAUUUUCUAUCAGUCGCCGCGGCACCAUCAAGAGGCCAAGAGCCUUUUUGACAAAGUCCUGGCGCACGACCCUUCUUCAACCGGCGCCAUGAUUGGUGUGGGCCUGAUAUACGAGGAGGAAGAGGAGUAUACCGAGGCCAUUGACUUCUUGGAGCGGGCACUGCAGCGCGACCCAGGCAACCUUCGCGUAAGGACGGAAGCUGCCUGGGUCAAAGCCCUGAAAGGAGACUUCGAGACAAGUAGGAAUGAGCUGGAGAGCUGUCUCCCGCUUCUCACGAAGAGAGGGCAGACGAACAAGGAGCUCCUCGCGCAGACCCAAUACCGCAUCGGAUACUGUAUCUGGAACCUCGACACGUCAAGGGCGGCAAGGAAGAGUCGAUCGGGGGCCUACGCGUACUUCCUCGAUUGUCUUAAAAACAAUCUCAACUACGCGCCCGCCUACACGAUCCUGGGCAAGUACUACGCGGAUUACGCGAAGGACAAGAAGAGGGCGCGCAGGUGCUUCCAAAAAGCGCUUGAGCUCUCAGCAUCCGAGGUGGAAUCGGCAGAGAGGCUUGCCCGGUCUUUCGCAGACGACGGCGACUGGGACCGAGUCGAGCUUGUCGCGCAGAGAGUGGUUGACUCGGGGAAGGUCAAACCUCCGCCUGGGUCGAAGCGCAAAGGUAUCAGCUGGCCCUUUGCCGCCCUUGGUGUGGCGGAACUCAACAAGCAGGAUUACCGCAAGGCUAUCGUCUCAUUCCAGGCAGCACUCAGGAUUUCGCCGGAUGACUACCACUCGUGGGUCGGGCUAGGCGAGAGUUAUCACGGGUCCGGACGGUACAUUGCAGCGACAAAGGCUAUCUUGAACGCUCAGAAGCUAGAAGAGGCUGCUGGUGGAAAUAUCCCCGGGGAGACGUGGUUUUCCAAGCUCAUUCUGGCGGACGUUAACCGCGAGCUGGGCGACUUUGACGAGGCCAUCACCCUCUACCGUGGUAUAAUCGCCGACCGUCCAGGCGAAGCUGGCGUGGCAAUUUCUCUGAUGCAGGCCACGGUGGACAACGCUUUGGACAGCCUGCACAAGGGCUUUUUUGGCAAAUCGAUCGAUCUUGCCGUGGAGACAAUCGAAUUCGCGGUGCAGGCUCCACAGGAGAUUAAAGAGACGUUCAACUACUGGAAAGCCGUGGGAGAUGCCUGCUCAUUGUUCUCGAGCGUUCAGGGCCGCUUGUCCGAGUUCCCUGCCGACACGGUCCAGCAAUUGCUCGGCGUCGACGAGUCGGAUAUUCUGUCAGGAGAUGGUGUCGGCGCCGUCGUCAAUGGGACCACCCCUGACGAGAACAAAAUCGGAAAGGAGCUGACCAAAGUCCUGCAUGCCACCAUACUCGCCCACAAACGCGCCAUACAAGUGUCCGCCAACGACACGCACGCGCAGGCAGUUGCAUACUACAACCUCGGCUGGGCUGAGCAUCGGGCCCAUAUGUGUCUCCCCAUGCGGCUGAGGAAGAAGGCGACCAAGUACUUGAAAGCGGCAAUCGCGUGCUUCAAGCGAGCCAUCGAGCUCGAAGCGGGCAAUUCGGAAUUCUGGAACGCCCUUGGCGUCGUAACCAGCGUGGUCAACCCAUCCGUCUCGCAGCACUCGUUUGUCCGCAGCCUGCACCUGAACGAGAGCGGCGCUCACACGUGGACGAACCUCGGAACCUUGGCACUGCUCCAGGGUGACGUCCAGUUUGCGAACGAUGCCUUCACGAAAGCACAGUCAGCGGACCCUGACUAUGCACACGCCUGGCUCGGACAGGGCUUGGUGGCGCUGCUACUCGGUGACCGGAAGGAAGCGCGCAGCCUGUUCACGCAUGCCAUGGACAUCUCGGAGAGCUCGUCCACGGCAAGCAGACGGCACUUUGCCAUCUCCAUGUUUGACCACGUCAUGGAGUCACCGUCCGGCUUGCCCGUGACAUCGCUCGUCCAACCGAUCCUCGCCCUCAGCCAGCUGCAAGGCCUCGAUCCACAAGAGGUUGUUUACGGCCACCUGUCGGCCCUCUUCCAGGAGCGCAACCACGAGCACGACCGGACGGUUGCGACCCUCGAAAAGAUAUGCGCCGCCGUCGAAUCGGAUUACGAAGUCACCGAGUCGCCCGAAUCCCUCAAGCGAUUUGCCAUCGCCAAAGCAGACCUCGCCCGCGCCUACCUCGCCAUCGGGUCCAACGAGGAAGCCAUCGAAGCGGCCGAGCUCGCCGUCCAGCUCAGCAACACCGACGACGGCGACGACAGCAGCGAGCUGACGGCCGAGGAGCGCAAGCGCGUCCGGCUGAGCGCGCACGUGACGAUGGGGCUGGCUAAGUACUACCAACAACAGGGCGACGGCGUCGACGAUGCGGUGGCGUGCUUCGACCUCGCCAUCGAGGAGUCGGACGGCAACCCGGACGUGGCGUGCGUUCUGGCGCAGGUGCUGUGGGCUACGGGCAAGGAGGAGGCGCGGGAGCGGGCGCGCGAGGUGCUGUUCGAGGUCAUUGAGCGAUCGCCGCAUCACGUGCAGUCGGUGCUGCUCCUGGGUGUCAUCGCGCUCCUGGACGAGGACGAGGAGAGCCUCGAGGCGGUCAUGGCCGAGCUGCAGAGCUUGAGGGCGAGCGACGAGGGCGUGACGCCAGCGGACCAGAGGCAGCUCGGGGAGGUGCUGAGGGCUAUUGCGGCGUUCGGCAAGGGGGAGGGACAGGAGGAGGAGGAGGCCAAGGCGGACCAGGCGAGGGUGGAUGUCAUGCUACACCCGCACUUGCCGCAUGGGUGGGCGGAGCUCGGGGGGGCGGGAGGGGAGGAAGGGAAGAGCGCGGCCGAGAUGGCGGUGCGGGUGGCGUUGAAGGGGGUGCCACCCCGAGGAGACGUGGCGGCGGAGGACCUGGCAAGGGCGUAUGCGGGGACUGGCCGGGCUAUGGAUGCCCAAAGGGCGAUUGUGGUUGCGCCAUGGGAGAAGGCUGGGUGGCAGGCGUUGGGUGAGGUCGUCAAGGGAUGAAGGUUCGACGACUAUGGAUGCGUGUGUGUGCAUGUAUACUGUACGCGUAGAAAGCGUGGUGUGCGAUGGGGUUACCAGCGAUUCGGGAUCUGAGGUCAUGAAUAGAUUCGUGCAUGUCAGCUUUUGAUGUAGGGAGAUGGGUAUCAAGAACAAAAAAAACGAGUCUCGGAGCAACACAAGUCCGCCUGUAACGCCGCGCUGUCGCCCUCUGCCGAUACUAUUCCCAUCCUUUUGGCCUCCUCCUGGCAACUUCUUGUCCUUCGGCCCAUGACCUUGCUGGGUCUCUUAUCUUCUUUCCCUUUUUUUUUUCCC